This is a messenger RNA of Caenorhabditis angaria, 3592 nucleotides long. Lineage: Eukaryota; Metazoa; Nematoda; Chromadorea; Rhabditida; Rhabditidae. The record is from the annotation of a GenBank genome assembly.
AUGAUUUCACCACUACUCCUUCUCAAAUUGAUUUUGAUCGAAACCGUAAGAUUUUCCCAAGGUUUUUCGGGCCAAUUUCAAAAAAAUUCCAGAUCUGCUGCUAUCAAAUAAUUCUAAUCUAUGGAACAUUGAAUGUGUCGGAUGUUUUAAGCACAACAAAUUCAGAUUCAUAUGAAUCAUGUUCAAAUGUAUGUUUAUCAAAUAUAAAUUGUGUUUCUCUAUUUUAUAUUCCAUCUUCUCAAUCUUGUUCUAUUUAUUUUAUUUAUCAAGUCAAUUCCUAUCUCAAAAAUAAUAGUUUACAAACUAUUGUUGGAAUUAAGGUAAGUCACGGGAUUUAUGACGUGGUAAAUUAGAAAUUAUUUUUCUUUUUUCUAGACAAACUCCUCCAGUUCAAAAACCUGUCCCUCUUCAUUUUCUGAUGUCAAUUUAUCCGGUGAUGUAAAUGGAAUCGCAUAUCAAUUUUCAAGUUCAAACUCAAGUUUUAGCUACGAAACUUGUCCUGAUGGAUAUAAACAAUUUACACGAACUCGUGGAAUUUGGUGCAUGAAAUUAUAUGACUUUCAAACUGCUCCAAUCACUUUUGAUAGCUCAUUUUGCUCUCAAUAUUCAGCAUAUCCAACAGGAUUCGAUAAUUCAGAUGAACUCAGUUACAUAACAUCUGAAAUUGUGUCAACUUCGAUGUUGAAAAUGAAUAUUGGAAUUGAUGGACAUCGAAUUCCCUCAUGUUAUAAUUCAACAACAACUUGGUGUGAUGAUUUUGAAUCAUCGAAUAAUUAUACAUCUACUCCACCAUUAAUUAAUUGGGGAGCUUGGAAUCCUUCUAGACGGAAUGGUUCUGUUUUGGAGAAUGAACUAUCAGUUUGGCUUCAAAAUGCAAGUACUCUUGUUGAUAUUUUUGGUGAUAUUGCUAGUGAUAAACUUGUUUAUGGAUUUGUUUGUGGAGUUCCGCUGGGAAAUUGGAAUUUUUCUUGAUUGAUUUUCGGAUUUGAUGUGAAAAUAAAGAUUUUCUUGAAAAAUUGUGUUUCUCUAUUUUGAAAAAUGAUGAGGCUAUGAAUUUUCUUUGCUCAAUCGGGCAGCCAUAGUACCCAAGAAAGAUCAGGACCAAUUUUCUGAAUUUCACAGUAUUCUGAAAACCAUGGUAGCUAGAGUACACACUAUAAUAGAAAGAAUGCGUUUUAUGAUGAUUUGGGGAAUUCGGGGAGCCAUGGUUUCUAAAAUAAAAGCAAAAUAUAUAUUUUCAUCGUUAUUCAUUAAAGACCUUCUAUAUGAUCUUCCCACUUUAUUUCUUCAUUGAAACAGUGAGAUUUUCCCCAGAUUUUUCGAGCCAAUUUCAAAAAUUUUCAGAUAUCUUGCUACCAGAUUAUCCUGAUCUAUGGAACAUUGAAUGUGUCGGAUGUUUUAAGCACAACAAAUUCAGAUUCAUAUGAAUCAUGUUCAAAUGUAUGUUUAUCAAAUAUAAAUUGUGUUUCUCUAUUUUAUAUUCCAUCUUCUCAAUCUUGUUCGAUUUAUUCUAUUUAUCAAGUCAAUUCCUAUCAUAAAAAUGAUAGUUUGGAAACUAUUGUUGGAAUUAAGGUAAGUCAAGGGAUUUAUGACGUGGCAAAAUGAAAAAAAAAUACCAUAACAGUCAUGGUGAGGACUUUGAUUUACUAGAAGUUUGAGAUGAAUAAACUUCUAGAAUCGUCGAAGUUUUAUAAACUAGACUCAAGUCAUUAUUCUAACACCUAGUGUUCCAAACUGUACGAUUAAAAAAAGAUAUCCAAGCUCAAAAGGACUAGGGGGGCGAGUUUACCCAAGAUUGAAAAACCUAGAAUGCUAGAUCAAAAUCUGCUGGGGACUAGAAUUACCUAACUGCAAAACCUAGUCCCUCAUCAUUUUCUUCCAGACAAACUCCUCUAGUUCAACCUGCGCUUCUUCAUUUUCCGAAAUCAAUUUAUCCGGUGAUGUAAAUGGAAUCGCAUAUCAAUUUUCAAGUUCAGAUUCCACUUUCAGUCAUGAAACUUGUCCUGAUGGAUAUAAACAAUUUACACGAACUCGUGGAAUUUGGUGUAUGAAGUUAUAUGAUUUUUUAACGUCUCCGAUCACUAUUGAUUGCUCAUAUUGUUCUCAAUAUUCAGCCUAUCCAACAGGAUUCGAUAACUCGGAUGAACUUAGUUACAUAACAUCAGAAAUUGUGUCAAUUUCACUUUUCAAAAAGAAUAUCGGAAUUGAUGGACAUCGAAGUUCAUCCUGUUAUAAUUCCACAACAACUUGGUGUGAUGAUUUUGAAUCUUCAAACAAUUACACAUCUUCUCCACCUUUAAUUAAUUGGAGUAGUAAUAAUCCUUCUAGACGAGAUGGUUCUGUUUUGGAGAAUGAGCUUUCAGUUUGGGUUCGAGAUGCAGAUGCUGUUGUGGACAUUUUUGGUGAUAUUGCUAGUGAUAGACUUGUUUAUGGAUUUGUUUGUGGAGUUCCGCUGGGAAAUUGGAAUUUUUCUUGAUUGAUUUUCGGAUUUCAUGUGAAAAUAAAGAUCUUUUGAACUUUUUCAGAAAUACAGUAAUCUUUUUUCAUAGUUUCAUGUUGAAACCAUGGUAGCCCGAUUGAACAAAUGCGCGUAGUUGCGUAAAAAUUCAUAGCUUCAUCUUUUCCAAUGAUUUUCCCACGACUUCUCUUCAGCUAUAUUUUGCUUGAAACAGUGAGAUUUUCCCAAGAUUUUUUGGGCCAAUUCCAGACAAUUUCCAGAUCUCAUGCUACCAGAUUAUCUUAAUCUAUGGAACAUUGAAUGUGUCGGAUGUUUUAAGCACAACAAAUUUAGAUUCAUAUGAAUCAUGUUCAAAUGUAUGUUUAUCAAAUAUAAAUUGUGUUUCUCUAUUUUAUAUUCCAUCUUCUCAAUCUUGUUCUAUUUAUUCUAUUUAUCAAGUCAAUUCCUAUCACAAAAAUGAUAGUUUGCAAACUAUUGUUGGAAUUAAGGUAAGUCAAGGGAUUUAUGACGUGGCAAAUUAGAAAUUAUUUUUCUUUUUUCUAGACAAACACUUCUAGCUCAACAUGCCCUUCUAAAUUUUCCGACAUCAAUUUAUCCGGUGAUGUAAAUGGAAUCGCAUAUCAAUUUUCAAGUUCAAAUUCAAGUUUAAGCUACGAAACUUGUCCUGAUGGAUAUAAACAAUUUACACGAACUCGUGGAAUUUGGUGUAUGAAACUGAUCUAUGAAUCAGAAGAAUUCCCCAUAGAUUAUGAAUAUUGUGCCAAGAAUUCCGCGCUGUUAAGCGGUUUCGAUAACGCGGAAGAGGUUGAAUAUAUAACCGGAGAAAUUAUUGCGAUUUCCCUGACUGGUUAUUAUUUCGGAAUGGAUGGAAGGAGAAUAUCAAGUUGCUAUAACUCAACAACAACUUGGUGUGAUGAUUUUGAAUGGACGAAUAAUUAUACAAGUUAUCCGAUGUUUAUCAAUUGGAUUCCAGGUCAACCUUCUAGAUAUACGUAUGUAUAUCAGGAGAAUAAUAUGACGAUUAAUGUGAAAAGUGCGGAUUCUAGAAUCUAUGUUUUCAACGAUGCUUCGUAUGCUGCAUGGGUUUAUGGAUUUGUGUGCGGAGUUCCGUUGGGAAAUUGGGAUUUUUCCUAA